Messenger RNA from Antechinus flavipes (yellow-footed antechinus), 1551 nucleotides. It is a transcript of the gene NIPA2, whose product is annotated as NIPA magnesium transporter 2. The transcript has 6 exons. Gene Ontology annotation, cellular component: membrane. Gene Ontology annotation, molecular function: magnesium ion transmembrane transporter activity. NCBI's taxonomy places the organism in Eukaryota, Metazoa, Chordata, Mammalia, Dasyuromorphia, Dasyuridae. Gene Ontology annotation, biological process: magnesium ion transport. Bases 363 to 1445 code for a protein of 360 amino acids. The record is from RefSeq and is a predicted model, not a curated record.
UGGGGACGCCGGCUGUGGUUUGCGUCACUCGGCCGGCGCCCGCCCGGAAGCUUCCUCUGGUUCCCCUCCCGCUCUCCACUUGCCCGGGGCGGUGGCUGCCUCAGUUAUUUGUACUUCCCCGAGACUCUAAUUGAGAUUGCCGCACCCCGAUGGAGGAGACAGUGUGCGUGGCCGCUGCUCCGGACCCCAGCAGCUCCGGCUCCAUGGUGAAGGAAGAGGGGACGGCUGCUACGGCUCCGGCGGCCUGUAUGGGGAUGUGAGAAGUCUCAGAAUUGAAGAUUGUGACACCUGGCUUCUAAUACCAGCAGUUUCUUUGUUCUGUGAUCAAUGUGACUCACCUGAACACUUUAGUACUUAACGAGAUGAGCCAGGAUCGUGGAAAAUAUGACUUUUAUAUUGGUUUGGGAUUGGCUAUGAGCUCCAGUAUAUUCAUUGGAGGAAGCUUCAUUUUAAAAAAGAAGGGCCUUUUAAGGCUAGCCAGAAAAGGCUCCAUGAGAGCAGGUCAAGGUGGCCAUGCGUAUCUUAAAGAAUGGUUAUGGUGGGCUGGACUUCUGUCAAUGGGAGCUGGUGAGGUGGCCAACUUUGCUGCUUAUGCCUUUGCACCAGCUACAUUAGUGACUCCAUUAGGAGCUCUUAGUGUUCUUGUAAGUGCCAUCCUUUCAUCAUACUUUCUAAAUGAAAGACUUAAUCUUCAUGGAAAAAUUGGAUGUUUAUUAAGUAUUUUAGGGUCUACUGUUAUGGUAAUUCAUGCUCCAAAAGAGGAGGAGAUAGAGACCUUAAAUGAGAUGUCACAUAAGCUGGGUGAUCCAGGUUUUGUGGUCUUUGCAACAUUGGUUGUCAUUGUGUCCUUGAUAUUAAUUCUUGUGGUGGGACCUCGCCACGGACAAACGAACAUACUUGUUUACAUAACAAUCUGCUCUGUAAUUGGAGCAUUUUCCGUCUCUUGUGUUAAAGGCCUGGGAAUUGCUAUUAAAGAACUUUUUGCAGGGAAGCCUGUGCUAAGGCACCCACUGUCCUGGAUUUUGCUGCUAAGCCUUAUACUCUGUGUAAGUACACAGAUCAAUUAUUUAAACAGGGCCCUGGAUAUAUUUAAUACAUCCAUAGUGACUCCAAUAUAUUAUGUAUUCUUCACUACAUCUGUUUUAACUUGUUCAGCUAUUCUUUUUAAAGAAUGGCAAAACAUGCCUGUUGAUGACAUCAUUGGUACUUUGAGUGGCUUCCUUACAAUCAUUGUGGGAAUCUUUUUAUUGCAUGCCUUUAAAGAUGUCAGUUUUAGUUUAGCAAGUCUGCCUGUGUCUUUUAGAAAAGAUGAAAAAGUAGUGAAUGGUAAUCUGUCCAGCUUGUAUGAAGUCUGUAAUAAUAAUGAAGGAAGCUUAGCCUGCGGAAAUGAGCAACAAACUGGUGAAAACAUCUCUAGAAGAAAUGGAAAUCUGAUGACUUUUUGAAAAUAGAUAUAAUUUUUAAAGAUUUAAUCUGUAAUUGUGUGUUUUUUGUUUUGUUUUGUUUUGCUGUAAAAUGAGCUUGUCUGAAAAUAGAAAUUAUCAUUUUAAA